This is a messenger RNA of Thlaspi arvense, 2178 nucleotides long. The record is from the annotation of a GenBank genome assembly. Lineage: Eukaryota; Viridiplantae; Streptophyta; Magnoliopsida; Brassicales; Brassicaceae.
AUGGAACCACCGCCUCCCUCUCUCUCCUCCACGGCGGUGGCCUCCACCGUCGUUCCCGCAGCCACCGCGCCUGUUCCUCCUCCUCAUGUGACUUCUUCUUACCCCGAGUCUAUUGACUCCUCCCCUAGGUCUCGUACCACCGAUGGCUGGGACGAUAUUCCUGCUCCUCCCGGCGGCGGAAGCGCCGUCUCUUCUAAACUCCGUCUUAUGUGCAGCUACGGCGGUCAUAUCCUUCCUCGCCCUCACGAUAAGUCUCUCUGUUACAUGGGCGGCGACACCCGCAUCGUUGUCGUCGACCGUAACUCCUCUCUCUCUUCUCUCGUCGCUCGUCUCUCCAACACGCUCCUCAACGGCCGGUCCUUCACGCUCAAGUACCAGUUACCCAGCGAAGACCUCGAUUCCCUCAUCUCUGUCACCACCGACGAGGAUCUCGACAACAUGAUCGAGGAGUAUGACCGUACGAUUUCAGCCCCCAAUUCCACCAAACCCUCGCGAUUGCGUUUGUUUCUCUUCACGCCGAAGCCAGAGGCUACUCAGUCGAUGGGCCAGAUCCUCGAGAGCUCGGCCAAGAGCGACGAUUGGUUCCUCAACGCUCUCAACAGCGCUGGGCUCCUCAGUAGAGGAUUCUCAGAUUCUGAUACUAACGUCAAUCGUUUACUUGGCUUGGACGAUGCUCUUGCUCUCCGCUCUAAUUCCGGAGACAACGAAAACAAUCUCGAUUCCAGUGUCAGAGAUGAUGAUGGUUCCGUUAAAAGCGGCAAGCAGCAGCAGCAGCAACAACAACAAAUCCAACAACCUCCGCCGCAGCAGCAGGGAGGCCAAGAUGUGCACAACAUGCCGGAUUCUCCGAUGUUGGAUACUUCCUCGUCUUUCGGGUCAACUUCUUCUUCCCCCUCGCUAGCGAACCUGCCACCGAUUCGUGUCCAUGUAGAGGAAACUGGCGGGGUUAAGGGGAUGCAGGAUCAGAGGCUGGGAAUCGAAGAACAGUUCGCCCGUAUCAACCACCACGCCGGGAACAAGCAGCUCCAUCUUCAGCAGGAGGACGGGUUCGCAGCGAUCUCUUCUCCACCGCCGAUGCCCGUGACAAUCUCCCUUCCUGCUGCGCCUGUGAGUGCGGCGACAGUCUCAAGCGAGUUCCAGGCGAGGGUUAUCUCAGACGACGAGAGAUCCGAUCACGGUUUCCCGGCUGCAUACAGAAAACCUCCGACUCCACGUUCGCAGCCGCAGAAUCUGGCUCCUCAGCAGGCUCAUCAGCUGAAAUCAAAUAGCGGUGGACACGAGCUGCCAUCACCCAAUUCCGUUUCCAGUGAUAGCAGCAUGAACAACCCAAUGUUCCACCAAAAACCUUCGAUCUACCAAGAGACAACGAUUUCUCAGAUGCCUUCUGGCUCCACCGUAGUCACUGGUUUGAUCAACCCUUCGGAUCCAAACACACUCUUACCCCAAAAUCAUAAUCAGAACCAGGACCAAAGCUACAUCAUUCACCCUCAGUUCGAACAACAAUCUGCACAGUCUCAGCCACAGCAGCAGCAGUUCAUACACGCCGCUACACCUCAAUACAUUCAUCACCAUCCCUCUAGUGGCCUUCCUGUCCAGACUUACAUCCAGCUUUACCCUUCGCAGCAGCAGCAGUCCUUCCACAGGCACCCUGGUCAAAUGGAUCAGCAGCCUUACCCUGUUUAUUAUGUCACCGCUCCGGUCCCACCUAGGCCCUACAGUAUGCCUGUGCCACAAUCUGGAAGUGUAAACGAGGCUCCAGGGUCUCUCCCUACUAACCAUCCCCAGGCGCCGCCUAACUCCACCAUGAUGGCUCCACCUCCUAACAACCACAUGAGAAGUGUUCCUGGUGGGAAACCUGAGGCUGGGGUUUACACAACAGGGCCAGGUAUGGGCGGUGCUCAGAUGGUUCACCAGAUCCCUACGAGCCAGCAGCAGUUCAUGGGUUAUACGCAGAUCCAUCACCAACCUCAGUCUGGUGCAGCUGGGAUUCCCAACUAUGGAUAUGAAUAUGCGGACAAUGCUCAUAAACAGGUGUACUACACGCAGCCUAUGGGACACGCACAGUACCAGACAAUGACCGGGCCUCCACCUGCCAUGGUGUUGCCUGAUGGCUCUGCUGCUGCUAAGCUUCCAGUUGAGACCAUGACUCAACAGAUCCGGAGUUCACAGCCAUUGUGA